AUGACUCGAUAUUUUUCCAUCCUACUCCUUUUCACCCUCUUCAGUCGCAACAUCUUAGCGGCUGUCAUCCCAAACUCUGACGAUUUUGACCAUGAAGCUUUGAGUGACACCCUGAGCAAUGACCCUAUCUUUAGCAGCGAAGACGGGUCCGAAAAUGGCUUACUUUUUGAUCUGAGGGCGGAUGAGGAUGGUAAUGAAUAUUUGGAUGCACGAGACGCUGAUGCUGCAUCUACUCUCGACAUAAAGGCCUUUGCAGAUGAGGAACAAGAACUGAGUGACGAAGAACUGGAGUCGGCAGAUUCGAUUGUGGGUCGAGCUCCUGCGGAUUGCAACAAUGUUAUUCGCACGAGCAUAGACAACUGCAAAAGAGGUGUGCAGAGUGGCAUCGCAGCCUGCAAGAAGAGAAUCCAGGACGACAUUGCAACAUGCAAGGUUAAUGUGCGACGAGAUAUAGACCAGUGCAAGAAAAAGGCCAAGGACCCAUUUAGCAAAGCUCGUUGUGAGGCAAGACGGCCUUCUCGCAUGGCUCAGUGUGAACAACGAAGGAAGAAAAUCCCCCUUUGUGAAAAAGCCCGUCCCAAGGUCAUUAUUUGCUGUGAAGGUCUUAGAACGCAGGUGCAGGGCCUGUGUGCUGCCAAGGUAGUACCCACCCAACUGGUUCGCCAGCGACUGCUAUUCGGACAACAGCAAUGCAUGAGAGGUCUGAUAAUUUGA
Penicillium brevicompactum is the source of this 714-nucleotide messenger RNA. RefSeq lists its product as uncharacterized. The record is from RefSeq and is a predicted model, not a curated record. The transcript has a single exon. Bases 1 to 714 code for a protein of 237 amino acids. Lineage: Eukaryota; Fungi; Ascomycota; Eurotiomycetes; Eurotiales; Aspergillaceae.